CGGCGUUGUGGGAAAGAGGUCACGAAAGCGACUCCCCAUUGCCGGAAGGGUGUUACAAACCAUGACGAACGCUGCAGGGCCGGUCGUUUCUAGCCAGGAACUAGCUAAACUGGAAGGAAAACUAAACAGCUGCAUCGCGCUUGAUCUACCAACAGAUUCGGAGGACUUCUCCACUCUGUACUCAGCCGAUGCCCAUCGUCUCUCUUGGAGCAUUCCAGCUUUGAUAGCACAUAGACAUGCGGAUGGUGGAUUGGCUUCAAUACCGUCCCAGACCUUGCGUACUACAUUACAGCCCGUUCUGGAUGGGCUGGGAGACAUUGAUGCGGUCUCGCUUUUGCGUUUACGGCUUACCGACCAAGAUGGAGCGGUGGUGGGAGGAGGCUUGCUUCCAAUUGCUCGGUACAGAAGACAAGUUGAACCAAUCCAUCGCCAGAUUACGCCACCAAGCGACGAUAACACCGUACGAUACCUACAUCUCUCCGAAAUCCCAGGACAGUACAGCAUGGGAAUUUUUGUCUUUCCGCCCUAUGCCAGGAUCCCUCUACACGAUCAUCCCGGAAUGUGCGUGCUAAGUCGUGUCCUGUACGGUAGUCUUCAUCGUCGUUCGUUGGACCUCGCACUAGAGGACGAGGAGAACAAUGACGGAUCCAACAGCCCUACUUCUGCAACUUCUCACAAGAACUCUUCUUGGAUAUCCUCUCACUUUAUGUGGAGGAACAAGCACGCCACGGAGACAACGCCAAGCUACCCCUGGGGAUCGAAACGUGCCUUUGAACAUCGAGUGGACAUUCUCACGGCACCAGAUACCACGAUUCUCUAUCCUCACGAAGGAAACCUACACGAGUUUGCGGCUGGUCCGCAAGGUGCAGCCGUCUUGGAUAUCUUGUUGCCGCCCUACGACGAAUCGCAUCACCGGGAUUGCACCUUUUACGAAAUUCGAUACGAUGCAUUUUCUCAACAAGAACAAUCGUCAUCGAAGGAUGCACACAAGGAGGGACGUCCGUGUUGGAUCAUCCCCACUUGUCAACCGGAAGACUUUCACUGCACAUCUGGUGCCUAUCGGGAACUGGGAGAAGAACCGCCGUCGUCCACCUGACACAAUGACGAGAUCUCUACCCCUGUGUUUCAUGAGGUUCUACUUUUAUAGAAGCUACCUUUUCGCAAUGAAGGGCUAGAGUUUGCUCCACGUCCUCUGAUUUCGCAGCGCUCGAUCAAUGCCUUCUUCUACAUCUUGUUUUACUAUAACAGUUUCGCUAAUUUAACAUUUACUAAGUUUGAUGAAUUUACAUUAGCUUG
Molecule: messenger RNA, 1296 nt
Organism: Phaeodactylum tricornutum CCAP 1055/1
Lineage: Eukaryota; Bacillariophyta; Bacillariophyceae; Surirellales; Neidiaceae
Exons: 3
Coding region: 62-1096 (344 amino acids)
Molecular function (GO): oxidoreductase activity, acting on single donors with incorporation of molecular oxygen, incorporation of two atoms of oxygen
Source: RefSeq, a predicted model, not a curated record